Molecule: messenger RNA, 3740 nt
Organism: Harpegnathos saltator (Jerdon's jumping ant)
Lineage: Eukaryota; Metazoa; Arthropoda; Insecta; Hymenoptera; Formicidae
Gene: Kr-h1
Product: kruppel homolog 1
Exons: 1
Coding region: 750-2720 (656 amino acids)
Biological process (GO): regulation of gene expression
Cellular component (GO): nucleus
Source: RefSeq, a predicted model, not a curated record
AUGCUCGUGCUCGUGCUCGUGCGAUUUGGCUAAUCUAAACGACAUGAAUAUUGUCCGUUUGUCCGCCAGUUUGUUUACAUAUAUCUCGUAUUUUCUCUCGUGUUAUCUCGAGAUUAUUUAAUUUGAAUAGAUUAGUCUAAAAUUUCAACGAAACAUCGCGCGCGCGCAUACGCACACGCGCACACACGCACACUUGCUCACGCUGUCUACCUACGUUAUCAUCGUAAGAGAAGCAAUAGGCGUUACGAUGCUUUCGAAGCGCAGUUUUCACGUUUCCGAUGAGUACAGAGUACGCGAGCGAGCAAAGUUUGAAAGAAUAUUUAUGACUAAGCGCAUAUCUACACGUAUGGCUAAGCAACAGUUGUAAUAUUCUCCGUUGACACUCACGCGCGCGCACGCGCCAUUUUAUCGCGCAAACAACACACUCCGAUAAAACGUUCUCGACGAUUGGCCCCCUUUUUUUCUUUAUUUAUUAUUACUAUAACUUCCGUGUCCGGUUAGAAUACAAGUCGGAUGCGAGGCAACAGCGACAGCGACCGACAAUCGAUAACGCGUGGUGAUCCGCCAAGUCUACUUGGCUGUUUAAGGAACUGCUUCACAAAGGGCUCCACAAGGAACUCCGUAAUCGAAUACUUGAAAACUACUCAUCAUGGACUGUGAAAUCGUAGUCCAUUUUCCCAACUUUUCGAGCUCGAGUCCUGGAGCGUUCUCGUUUAUUCGUUUAUACCGGGAAUGUGCGAGCACACGCCAUGUGUGAUCCACCACACCACGCUCCGACCCGACGAUCGUGCUACGACUACAUCGGCGCGAUUACGAAACAACUGUUCCACGUGACGAGCGAUUUGACUGACCGGGCUUCUCCCGACAUUUCCAUUUGCAGCAUCCCAUCUUCGAUGUUGGCUUACUAUCAGGCGGAACCCAUGCCAAAUCCAGCAACGAUGUCGGUACACGGUGGCAUGGUCGGCGGUGCUGAUCUGGACGCGAUGAACCCGGUGAAGAGGCUGGUGUGCAGUCCAGAUCUCACCAUGUUCGCCACGCCGAGUUGCAGCGCGGAAAUCGGUCCGGGUAGUCCAACGACGAUGAUGACGGCGACGUUGACGACGACGACGACGACGACGACAACAACGGCAACGACAACGACGACGACGGCGGCGGCGGCGGCGGCGGCGGCGGCGGUAGCGGCAGCGGCAGCGGAUGGCAGCGGCAAGUACCAGUGUCUACUCUGUCGGAAGACCUUCACGCAGAAGAGCGUGUACCAGAGUCACCUGCGGUCCCACGGUAAGGACGGCGAGGGUCCUUACCGCUGCAACAUCUGCGGCAAGACGUUCGCGGUGCCAGCACGACUCACUCGGCACUAUCGCACGCACACCGGCGAGAAGCCGUACCAGUGCGAGUACUGCAGCAAGUCGUUCUCGGUGAAGGAAAAUCUGAGCGUGCACCGACGUAUCCACACGAAGGAACGACCGUACAAGUGCGACGUGUGCGGCCGUGCAUUCGAGCACAGCGGCAAACUGCACCGUCACAUGCGCAUCCACACUGGUGAGCGACCACACAAGUGCACCGUGUGCUCCAAGACGUUCAUACAGAGCGGCCAGCUGGUGAUACAUAUGCGCACGCACACCGGCGAGAAGCCGUAUGUGUGUAAGUCCUGCAAGAAGGGCUUCACCUGCUCCAAGCAGUUGAAGGUCCAUACGCGCACCCACACUGGCGAGAAACCCUAUACCUGCGACAUCUGCCGCAAGGCCUUUGGCUACAACCACGUGCUCAAGCUGCACCAGGUGUCACACUACGGCGAAAAGGUAUACAAGUGCACGAUUUGCAACGAGACCUUCGGCUCGAAGAAGACGAUGGAACUACACAUCAAGAAGCAUCCGGAGUCGCCGGCAGCGGUCGCUGUCGCGGCCGCGGCAGCGGCAGCGGUCGCCGCUGCCGCUGCCGUCGUCGUCACGGACGUCGGCGCGUCGCCUACCGGCGGCUCACCGAUCGAACCGGACAUCGAAAUCUCUCAAGGCGGUCUUGGUAGCGCGGUCGCGAGCCCGGCACUGCCCACUGACGACAAGGAGAACCUCAAGAUCGAAGAGGUCUGCCUGGAGUCGACCACGUACGCCGUUCAGCGCGACUACGCCUAUUACCUGUACCCUGGUAAUAGGGAACAGCAGCAGUAUACACCGCCGGAGGUGGUGGUGCCGGUGCCGGUGCCGGUGUCGGUGCCGGUGCCGGUGCCGAUAAGCUCGGAGCCGAUGCUGACCGAGAUCGACGAGAAGCGCUUCCAAGCGAGCGUGAGGGUGAGCUCGCCGCCUCACUUGCAACCGCCUCACAUGUUCUUCUACCCCGAGCCGACCUACACCGGUUUCGGUCUGGCUGCCGCUGGCGGUAGCGUCGAUCUCGACGCCGACUGCUCGUCUUUAUUGAAUCUACCCGGUAACGACGCGCGUCGUAGGGUGGAGGCCGCGUUGGAAGCUGUCGAGGAGGAACAUCAGCGAGGCUACAGUGGCAUCAAGGUCGACCCACUGCUCACGCCGCCGAGCAGCAAUCCCGAGAGCCCAGCGUCGUCGCCCGACCCCUUGGAUCUGGCGAUACCUUCGCGGGAAACUCUUAUCUUGCCGCCCAGGAAACGUAGCAAGAUGAUCCUGCAGUCCAUGGAGAGUGAGAGAAACGGCGGCCUUAUUGCAGCCGUGCAGAGACAGAGCUCCGUCAUCCAGUUCGCACGGGCCUCAUAGUGAACGUCAGAUUCACUCAAGUCGCUGGCGAAGCGACUCGUCAGGUACUCGUGUGAAAACUCGACUCAGAGGGGAAAAUCCUCCUCUGAGCCCUCCACCACCAGUGAUGCCGAAUGCCGAAGCCGGACUGCGCGCGCGCGCGCGCGCAGAGCGGGAUUGUGAAGUUGGACCGAAGCCGGAGCUGGUAAAGAAGCUUGGUCAGAAUAAGCUUGGCAAUAUGUUGGCGUAUUGUGAUCAACGCGGUCAUCUUGAGACUCGUCGAUCGGAAAUUUCGGAAAAUUUCGCACCUGGUAAGCGAGAGCGUUUUGCUUCGCGUCGAUAUCGGACAACAGAGAGGAGAAGACGUCUCCUCAGGGGACGUGUCUCUUGGGCGAACCUACCUAAAUACAAACGCAAAUGUAUUACCUCACUUGUCCUGCGGCGCCUUAUAUUUCCAUUCGAGACGAGAUCCGCGCUCUCGAGCUACCGAGAAGAAGCAAAUCGCGCUCGCUAGUUCAACGAAACGAUCGAGAUCGCGUUCGCUACUUAAUGGCAAUUGAUAGUAAUUAAGCCGCAGUCAGCCGCACGCGUCUUUUCCUAACGGCCCAUGACAGCGACAACACUCUCGUUUCCACCACCUUCUCGACCUUGCUCGAUAACCUCUCAGCCUCCGAGGCUUUGAUGUUACUUGUAAUGUCGAGUGUACACGCGUAGAGACUACGUGAGAGACUGGAUGUAUUCCUUGACCACGGAUUUCGGGGAAGGAGAACGGUUCGCUGAGAACGGUUGGCGCGAAUGUUUAGUACUUUAAUAGCUGUGUUGCAUCUGCGCAAUACUCAUCAUAAUCGAUCAACGUUAGAGGGACAUUGAUACUGUGAAAUCACACUCUGUAAAAUUCAAGCAAACAUAAUAAUUGGGAGGUGAAAUUUGAAACUGAUAGAAAUUAAAGAGAUAAAUUAUGUUAUCUUUGAUUCUCUGCGUUCUUUCACGUUCUCUUUCAUUUCUAUCCGUCUCAAGUUAAGAUGAAUAUUUUUUAUCGUG